AUGGCGGCCAUGGCGCCGGAACCGGAACCGGGGCGCGCCGGGGGCGUGGCCUCGCCCCCCCCCGCCCCGUACCGGUGCCCGGGCGGAACCGGGGCUGACCCUGCCCGGCCGGGGAGGCCCCUCCGGGGCGGCGCUUCCUCAGGAAGCCCCCGGCCAGCGCCAGUGUCACCGCAGCCGCCACCAGUGUCACCGCAGCCACCGCCGCCAGCGCCGCCAGUGCCACCAGUGCCACCGCCGCGGGCACCGCGACGGUUCCGGGAGCUUCGGGUGGCGUCCCCACCGUGCCACCUCAGCCUCCGGGUGACAGCCAGGUGUCCCCGCGCCCCUCCGGUGCCCCCCCGGCGAUGCCGCUGCUCCGGAGACCCCCGGGGGGGGCGGCGGAGGGGGGACAGGAGGACGGGGACCCCUUCGCCACCAACCCCGAGAGUCGCCGGCGGCGCCGCGCCACCCUGGGGGGGCUGGUGGGGCUCGGGGGACACCUCGGGGGACACCUGGGACAGCUGGGGGGGCCCUUCGGCCGCGCCCGCCGCCCCCGCGACCCAGCCGGGCCCCGCGGUCGCCGCCGCUCCGAGGACUCGGGGGUCCCGCGGCGACCCCCGGAGGAGGCGGGGGGGGGGCAAGCGGGGGUCGCUGCUGCGCCUGGCGCUGGGGACGUGGGGACAGCGGGGCACGGAGAAGCCGUCCCCGGGUGAGGGACAGGCGGGGGACAGCGCGGACGGAGCCGGACAGCGGCCGGAGAGCGGCGGGAAGGACAAGGACAGGGACAGGGAGCCGCUGUCGGUGCUGGAGAUCCUGGAGCUGAUCCAGCGGCGGGACCUGGUGGCGGCGGACGCUCAGAUCAUCGCGCUGGAGGCCGAGUGCGCCCUGUCCCCGUCGCGCCCGCCGUCCCCGUGUCCCCCCUCGUCGCCCUCCUCCGGGUCCCCUCCGCCGUCGCCGGUCCCCGCGGGCGGGCGGCGGGCGCGGGACGUGGCGCUGCUGUACCGGGCGCUGCUGGCGCAGCUCUGGGCCGUGGUGGCCGAGGCGGUGGCCGCGGGGCGAGCGGUGGCCCCGCUGCGGGCCGUGGUGGCCGUGCUGGAGCAGGAGGAGGCGGCGGACGCGCGGAGCCCCCCCGGGACCCGCCCGGGGCGGCCGCGGGCGCUGCGGCGGCGCUGGCACGAGGCGGUGGCCAGGGCGGCGAGCGAGCGGCUGGCGCAGGUGGCCCCGGCGGGCGGGCUCGGGGCGCGGCUGGCCGCGCUGGCCGCCAGGGUGGUGGGAGACCUGGGGGUCGUGAGGAGCCACGUGGCCCCCGCGUACCCCCCCGAGUACGGCGCGCUCGGGGUCUACGCCCGCGGCUACCACCGAGCGCUGGCGCAGCAGCUGCGGGCGCUGGCGCAGAGACCCCUGCCCGUGCCCGAGCUCUACCUGCUGCUCGACUGGCACAGCAACGCCUACCCCAGGGAAGUUUUGGGGCACCCCGAGGUGGGGGCCCUUCUGCGGGCGCAGGAGCUGGGGCCCCUCCUGCCCCCCGAGACCCAGCGCGACCUCGAGAGCUCCUGCAUCGCUGCCGUCAAGGCGAAGGUGGAGGUGGCCGUGGCGCAGGAGCUGCAGCUCAGCGAGGACACAUGGCCCGAGGAUGUCACCAGCCAGGACAUGGAGGAGGGACUGGCCAUGCGUGUCACCGGACUGCUGCGGGCACACGUGGACCGAGCCCCCCAGGUGACCCCCGAGUUCGGGCGGGAGAUGGCCCACAGCCUGCUGGGUGUGCUGGUGGCCUUCCUGCACAGUUUCCAGCGGAAGGUCGAGCGGUUCCUGGAAGCCCCCAGUGAGGUUCCCCCCACCGACAGCGCCCCUGGCCGCGCCAUCGCCUUGGCCAACUGCUGCCCCCCCUUCAGGGCCUUCGCCGAGCGCCUGGCGCAGUUUGGGCACCCUGAGAGCGAGGAGCCGCGGCGCCAGGCCCACGCCGCACUGGACAGGGUCACCCGCAUCUGCGGCCACGUCCUCACCCGGCGCCUCUUCGAGGACCUCAAGCCCUACUUCGGCAAGCUGAUGAAGCGCAAGUGGCUGACGAGCUCAGACGCCUUCGAUGCCAUCGUGAUGCUCAUCACCGGCUUCGCGCAGACGCUGCGCCCGCUGCACCCCGAGCCUCACCAGGUGCUGGUCAGCGAGCUGCACCGCCGGGUGCUCAUCGAGUACGUGCGCCCACUGCUCCAGGGCCGCCUGGUCUGCGCCUCGGCUAAGGCGCGUGCCCGCGUGGCCGCCCGGCUGGGCGACGAGGCCCGGCAGCUCCGCGAGCUCUUCACGCGCCUGGACUCGGCGUCGCCCUGGCUGGACUCGGUGGUGCCGCGGCUGCGGGAGCUGCUGGUGCUGGAGGACACGGCCGCGCUGCAGAUGGAGGUCGGCGCCCUGGCCAGGGACUUCCCCGACGUCCGGCGCAGGCACGUGGCCGCGCUGCUGGACGCGCGGGGUUUGCGGGCGCAGGGCCCCCGGCGCGAGAUCCUGGGGGUGCUGCAGGAUCUGGGGGGGUCGGAGGCCGAGCCGGGCCCCCCCCGGCACCGAACGUUCUUCUCGGAGCUGCCGGCGCCGCGCCCCGUGCGCUGCCUCCCGUUCCACCUGCCCCGGCUGCGCCUCCCGCGCCGCAGCCCCGCCAGGCCCCCCCCGUAACCCCCCCGGGACCGCUGAGGACACCCCCGGAACCGGCACCGCGUCCCCGCGGGGCUGGGGACACCCCCGAGCCUGGGUCUGUCCCCUCCUGGGGUGGCUGGGGACACCCUCAGCCUGGGGUCUGUCCCCUACAGUCCCAACCUGGGGUCUGUCCCCGACUCCCGGCGCUGGGGACACCUCGAAUCUGGGCGUGUCCCUCCCCCUCCCCCCCCCCCCCCCCCCCCAGUGUAUAAAUGACGCUGUAAUUAACACCAGAA
Molecule: messenger RNA, 2897 nt
Organism: Corvus hawaiiensis (hawaiian crow)
Lineage: Eukaryota; Metazoa; Chordata; Aves; Passeriformes; Corvidae
Product: tumor necrosis factor alpha-induced protein 2-like
Exons: 12
Coding region: 1-2640 (879 amino acids)
Biological process (GO): exocytosis; exocyst localization
Cellular component (GO): exocyst
Molecular function (GO): SNARE binding
Source: RefSeq, a predicted model, not a curated record